Molecule: messenger RNA, 2057 nt
Organism: Panicum hallii
Lineage: Eukaryota; Viridiplantae; Streptophyta; Magnoliopsida; Poales; Poaceae
Product: dicarboxylate transporter 2.1, chloroplastic-like
Exons: 4
Coding region: 81-1733 (550 amino acids)
Biological process (GO): transmembrane transport
Cellular component (GO): membrane
Molecular function (GO): transmembrane transporter activity
Source: RefSeq, a predicted model, not a curated record
AAAAGCUCGCUCUCCGGAAACUGAACGACUGAAACCACCGCCCGCCUCCUCGACCGCUCCGCCGCUUUCCGCGGCCGCCGAUGGAGAGCCUCCGCCUCGCCGUCGCCCACCGCCCUCCUCUCCCGGUACCGGCGCCGGGCCACCUCCGCCGCCGCCUCCUCGUCCACCACCUCCCCGCCCCUCUCUCCCUCCCCGACAGCUCCCUCUCCCUUUCCUCCCCGCAACACCAUCGCCUGACCCCCAUCCCUCGCCGCCGCCUCCUCCUGCCUCUCCUCGCCUCCCAAUCACCCGAUUCUAACCCCGAGCCCGAAUCCGCCGGCGCAAAGAUCGUGCCGCUCGUCAUCUCCAUCGCGGUCGGCCUCGCCGUGCGGUUCCUCGCGCCGCGGCCCGCCGAGGUGAGCCUGCAGGCAUGGCAGCUCCUCUCCAUCUUCCUCUCCACCAUCGCGGGGCUCGUGCUGGGCCCGCUCCCCGUCGGCGCGUGGGCCUUCCUCGGGCUCACGGCCGCCGUCGCCACGCACACGCUCCCCUUCACCGCCGCCUUCUCCGCCUUCACCAACGAGGUCAUCUGGCUCAUCGUCAUCUCCUUCUUCUUCGCGCGCGGGUUCGUCAAGACCGGCCUCGGCGACCGCAUCGCCACGUACUUCGUCAAGUGGCUCGGGAGCAGCACGCUGGGGCUGUCCUACGGGCUUACCAUCAGUGAGGCCUGCAUCGCGCCGGCCAUGCCCAGCACCACGGCGAGGGCCGGGGGCGUGUUCCUGCCCAUCAUCAAGUCGCUCUCCCUCUCGGCUGAGAGCAAGCCCAACCAUCCAUCGUCGCGGAAGCUCGGAUCCUAUCUUGUCAUGACGCAAUUCCAGGCAGCUGGUAACUCAAGUGCUUUAUUCCUGACUGCUGCAGCACAAAACUUGUUGUGCUUGAAAUUAGCAGAGGAGCUUGGUGUUAUUAUUACAAACCCAUGGGUGUCAUGGUUCAAAGCUGCUAGUUUGCCAGCUAUUGUCUCUCUGCUUGCGACGCCAUAUCUGCUAUACAAAAUCUUCCCCCCUGAAACAAAGGAUACCCCUGAUGCCCCUGCAUUGGCUGCAGAGAAGCUGAAGCGCAUGGGUCCUGUGACUAAAAACGAAUGGGUUAUGAUUGGCACAAUGAUUCUUGCAGUCUCCCUAUGGGUUUUUGGGGAUGCUAUUGGCGUGUCUAGUGUUGUGGCUGCAAUGCUUGGGCUCUCCAUCCUUCUCCUGCUCGGUGUGCUAGAAUGGGAUGAUUGCUUGAAUGAAAAAUCAGCGUGGGAUACAUUGGCUUGGUUUGCAGUUCUGGUUGGAAUGGCAGCACAACUCACUAACCUGGGAAUUGUUUCUUGGAUGUCAAGCUGUGUCGCCAAACUACUUCAAUCUUUCUCAUUGAGUUGGCCAGCAGCAUUUUGUGUUCUUGAGGCCUCCUACUUCCUUAUCCACUAUCUAUUUGCAAGCCAAACUGGACAUGUUGGAGCCUUGUACUCAGCAUUUUUGGCUAUGCAUGUAGCAGCCGGCGUUCCUCGUGCGCUUUCAGCACUUGCUUUGGCAUUCAACACAAAUCUGUUCGGCGCACUAACGCAUUAUAGUAGUGGGCAGGCUGCAGUAUACUUUGGAGCUGGGUAUCUCGAGCUUCCAGAUGUUUUCAGGGUUGGUUUUGUAACAGCCUUGGUUAACACGUUGAUCUGGGGAGCUGUUGGAUCCAUUUGGUGGAAAUUUUUGGGCCUCUACUGACACCGGCUGCCAUGCAUGUUGACCGAAUUUUUCCUUUGCUGAUCGACAAAUUGCUCUUCCUCAUGGUUUGGAAGUUAAUGAGCAUAGUAAGAGAAUAAUGACCGUUGUUCAUGCUAGUAAGCUUUCUUUGAAGUGAUCAGCACACUUAGGGGAGUUCUCUCAGGCUGCUACGGCAGUCUUGUUUCUCCAUCUUGUAUAGUUACUCAGUUCUCUCGCAAAUCUAAGUUGGCCUGGAAUUGCUUUUGUGGGAAGAUUCCUGAGUCAAUUUUGCUGCAGUAUUUUUAUUGUUAUUACUUUUACAGUUAAUUCUGUAAACUUUGGUCA